Messenger RNA from Dama dama (fallow deer), 1017 nucleotides. RefSeq names its product POU class 4 homeobox 3 (gene POU4F3). Bases 1 to 1017 code for a protein of 338 amino acids. The transcript is spliced from 2 exons. Gene Ontology annotation, molecular function: RNA polymerase II cis-regulatory region sequence-specific DNA binding; DNA-binding transcription factor activity, RNA polymerase II-specific. Gene Ontology annotation, biological process: regulation of transcription by RNA polymerase II. NCBI's taxonomy places the organism in Eukaryota, Metazoa, Chordata, Mammalia, Artiodactyla, Cervidae. The record is from RefSeq and is a predicted model, not a curated record.
AUGAUGGCCAUGAACGCCAAGCAGCCUUUCGGCAUGCACCCGGUGCUUCAAGAACCCAAAUUCUCCAGCCUGCACUCCGGCUCCGAGGCCAUGCGCCGAGUCUGUCUCCCAGCCCCGCAGCUGCAGGGUAAUAUAUUUGGAAGCUUUGAUGAGAGCCUGCUGGCACGCGCCGAAGCUCUGGCGGCGGUGGAUAUCGUCUCCCACGGCAAGAACCAUCCGUUCAAGCCCGACGCCACCUACCAUACCAUGAGCAGCGUGCCCUGCACGUCCACUUCGUCCACCGUGCCCAUCUCCCACCCGGCCGCGCUCACCUCGCACCCGCACCACGCCGUGCACCAGGGCCUCGAGGGCGACCUACUAGAGCACAUCUCGCCCACGCUGAGCGUGAGCGGCUUGGGCGCCCCCGAGCACUCGGUGAUGCCGGCCCAGAUCCACCCGCACCACCUGGGCGCCAUGGGCCACCUGCAUCAGGCCAUGGGCAUGAGCCACCCACAUGCCGUGGCGCCUCAUAGCGCUAUGCCUGCCUGCCUCAGCGACGUGGAGUCGGACCCGCGAGAGCUCGAGGCCUUCGCUGAGCGCUUCAAGCAGCGGCGCAUCAAGUUAGGGGUGACCCAGGCGGACGUGGGUGCGGCCCUGGCCAACCUCAAGAUCCCCGGCGUCGGCUCGCUCAGCCAGAGCACCAUCUGCAGGUUCGAGUCUCUCACUCUCUCGCACAACAACAUGAUUGCGCUCAAGCCGGUACUCCAGGCCUGGCUGGAGGAAGCCGAGGCCGCCUACCGAGAGAAAAACAGCAAGCCGGAGCUCUUCAAUGGCAGCGAGCGGAAGCGCAAACGCACGUCCAUCGCGGCGCCAGAGAAGCGCUCCCUGGAGGCCUACUUUGCGAUCCAGCCGCGGCCCUCAUCCGAAAAGAUCGCGGCCAUCGCCGAGAAACUGGACCUUAAAAAGAACGUGGUGAGGGUCUGGUUCUGCAACCAGAGACAGAAACAGAAACGAAUGAAGUACUCGGCUGUCCACUGA